AAUCCUACCAGACUGCUACCCGCCCUGCUACAGCUGCGGCAUUCGACUCAACCAUCUCACAGCAGAAGGUACGGAAGACGACGAGUCCUCUCUACCCCCCGACUAGUGUUGCCACGAAUCUUUCGGCCGAUCCACUUCCUCUUCUACAAUCAGAUAAGAAGUCCACUGCGAUCUUUUAGCAGUGGAAACACCGAGAUGGCUUCGACGACAACCACCCCACCCACCACCACCUACCACUUCCGAGUCCGUAUGACCUGCAGCGGCUGCUCUUCCGCCAUCACCCGCGUCCUCACCAAGACUUCCGGCCUACAAUCAUUCAAGGUCGACCUCGACUCACAGACAGUCGAUGUAAUUCCGCUUGCUGGAGGAAAGGUAGAGGAAGGAGGAGCAGGUUUUGAGGAGGUCAAGGAGAAGAUUAGGAAGACGGGAAAGGAGAUUUUGGAGGCGGAGAUUGUGUGAGGGUGGGACAGUUGGGGUAUAGAGUGAGAGGAGUGAAGUGUCAUAUUGUAUUCACAGGCAAAGGUGUAGCGGCAAGGCAAGAGCAUACAUAGAUGACGGGGUCGUAGCAAGCUUUUCAUUGGAUCCGGUGAUGGCAUCAUUCAAUUCUGAUGCAGUCCUCAAUAUAAAUGCCCAUCUCUACUGAUUGUGGAGUCUUGCGGACCCGCGGUGACAGC
This is a messenger RNA of Microstroma glucosiphilum, 674 nucleotides long. RefSeq lists its product as hypothetical. The record is from RefSeq and is a predicted model, not a curated record. Bases 196 to 459 code for a protein of 87 amino acids. Gene Ontology annotation, biological process: copper ion transport. NCBI's taxonomy places the organism in Eukaryota, Fungi, Basidiomycota, Exobasidiomycetes, Microstromatales, Microstromataceae. Gene Ontology annotation, cellular component: cytosol. Gene Ontology annotation, molecular function: copper chaperone activity; metal ion binding. The transcript is spliced from 2 exons.